Xiphophorus maculatus (southern platyfish) is the source of this 1525-nucleotide messenger RNA. RefSeq names its product brain and acute leukemia cytoplasmic protein-like (gene baalcb). The transcript is spliced from 5 exons. Lineage: Eukaryota; Metazoa; Chordata; Actinopteri; Cyprinodontiformes; Poeciliidae. Gene Ontology annotation, cellular component: cytoplasm. Bases 482 to 1018 code for a protein of 178 amino acids. The record is from RefSeq and is a predicted model, not a curated record.
ACCAACAGAGAUCCACUCAUCUUCACGACAUUGGACGAACGAUUUACCACUCACCGAGUGCUCGUGAACUCGUAUGAUUCUGGGAGAUGGAGGAAGAAGGUGGCGCGGACAAACCAGCUGUGUGAUAACCAGCAGGGGGUGUGUCUGCAUCAACAUCCUCUUAAGACUCCGGAGUGGGAGACGACACGCUGGAGCUCUGGCUGCAGCUGCAGCGACGAGGCGAGGGGAGUCAAAAACACGGAGCCUCCACCGUCUGCAGAAACAUGAUGGCUAAUUGAUUGAUUGACCGAUCCCUGACCUGCUUCAUCAAAGAAGAUGCUGUUUUCACAGAGAAACAUAGCACUGACUCUGCCUCCAGCUCAUCUCUUUAAAGGAAAGAUUCAAUUGUACUCUAAGCGUAUGAGGACUCUUGCUGUCUGGCGCAGCUGUGUGCUGUCCUAGUCAGGCAGGGAAGUGAAGACGCCCCUGCAGAGGCCGAGCUAUGGGCUGCGGAGGGAGCAGGACCGACGCUCUGGAGCCUCGCUACCUGGAGAGCUGGACCAAAGAGACAGAGUCUACCUGGCUAACGAGCACGGACACCGACAUCCCCCUGUCAUCAAUCCAGAGUAUCCCUUCGGAAAACUCUGAGGCCGGCUUUACGUCUGAGAAAACAAUGAGCCCCGUUCCAGAUUUCUUUGAAGAUGGCCUCCCUCCUCCCGCUCAGGCCUACCUGAAGGUUUGCUCAGCUGUGUCAGAGGCCAGUCUGAACGACGUGAAGCCCAGCAGCCCACCCUCUGUGCUGGCCUCUCCACAGCAGGACAAGAUGUCGCCUUCAUCAGGCACCACAGUGCAGCGCAGAAGUGUUUUACACACAGAAGAAAUUACAAAAUGGCAGGACAACAGAAUGUCGACCAAGCAAGUGACCAUCACCGUGACCCAGAGCAUCCACCAGGUGGACAAGAACGGGAAAGUCAAGAAGUCGCUUACAACUUAUGAGGUUAUGAAACCAGUGGAGACUUUGAAGCAGGUGACCACAUGAAAAGUCUGAGUACAAGACCCUGGAAGGAGUUCUGCAAAGAUCUAAUAGUAAAAAGAAAUUGCACGUGAAUCCACUAAACAUGCCUUGUUGGAGAUAUUUUGAUAGUCUGAUGGAUGCACAAGACUCAAUUCAGAUUUUGAUGAUAAUUGUGAUUGCAGUUUUAUGUGUUUCAUGUAAUUCGGCAUCUUAGAAAGACGUGUGUGUAAAGUAUUCAAUUGGACUAUGAAAAUACAGGAGAUUUUGGUGAUUUUACAGAACAACUGAGUUGGAGAAGAGAAAGUGAUGAAAAUCACUUUUGGGAUGCUUCUGAAAAAAAUAAAUGUUUAAAACUGUUUAAGUUCAUGUUGCUGAGCAUAAAGUAAGUGUAAACAUGUCAUAGUUCUCCAUAGGGCAUAAUGAUGACCCAGCUUACUGCAUCGUGUUGCUUUUCACAUUAGUGUUUACUUUCUAUCUGAUGACUUCUGCUCUUUAAUAAAGUUUAAAAAGGGUUUUCUAACAUAAGAAUAA